AUGAGUGACAAUGAGGAAAUUCAAGGACAGGAAAAGACGGUCGAGACAAGUGGAAGUUCAGCCAGUGCAAAGGAUGAUAAGCAUGAAAGUUAUGAAAGAAUUCUCGAACUGAAACGUAACAAGAGGUCAAAAAAAACAGCAGUGACUAAAGUCCGACACAGUUUGGAAAGAUUAUGUGCAAAAAAAGGUGAGCUUGACAUUCAAUCAAUAGAAGGGCAAAUUGAAGGUUUAUGGGAGUUGCUAGAGCAAAGCAUGAGUGUUAUGGAUGAGCUCAGUCAUGCUUAUAUGCAAAUUGGUAAACAUGACAGUAAUGCAACAACGAACACAGAAGCAGAAAAUUUUGAAUCUGAAACAUUACAGGCAAUUGAAAGGGCGGAGGGUGCAAUUAACGAAUUUUUGCAA
Molecule: messenger RNA, 402 nt
Organism: Paramuricea clavata
Lineage: Eukaryota; Metazoa; Cnidaria; Anthozoa; Malacalcyonacea; Plexauridae
Source: the annotation of a GenBank genome assembly